This is a messenger RNA of Amphiprion ocellaris (clown anemonefish), 2519 nucleotides long. RefSeq names its product PARP1 binding protein (gene parpbp). Gene Ontology annotation, cellular component: chromatin. Gene Ontology annotation, biological process: negative regulation of double-strand break repair via homologous recombination. Bases 139 to 1896 code for a protein of 585 amino acids. NCBI's taxonomy places the organism in Eukaryota, Metazoa, Chordata, Actinopteri, Pomacentridae. The record is from RefSeq and is a predicted model, not a curated record. The transcript has 11 exons.
GAUAGUUGCCCCCGCCGUCUGCUACAAGCUGAUUGGCCAGGAGGCAGCGACGUCACCGGCAAUUUAAAAAUUUGAAACAGCAGCUGUUUGUGGUGGAGGACGUGUGCUCAGGAGACUGGAACAAAACUAAAGGGAAUAAUGGAGGCCUUAGGAGACCGUCUCAAACUGAUGGUACAGACCUUCAGGAGGGAAUGCCACAGGGUUUUACAGUCGGAGAGAACCACCGUCCUUGGAGCUGACGGCAUGCUGAUGGUGCUGCAGCUCGCCAUGGCAGAAGUGAAUAAAAAGCAGCACGGCGGAGAGUUCAAAGUGGCUCUGAGCGACGUCCUGAUGGCCUGGAAGCACUUAUUGUUAGACAAACUUCACCUGCCGCCCCCCGGCUCUGCACGCUCGGAGAACUAUGAUCUCAUCCUGGAGGCUUACGAGUCCUUCCUGAAACGCUCCAACGCCGUGGACCUGGUUGAUAUCUUCUCCAUGUACAAACAACUGGGACUGGAGCCCGAGGAGCCCGUGAGCCCGACCCAGCUGUUUGAGUUCCUAUCAGGCAACAUGGAGAUCCCAGAGCUGCCCUCAGUGCCAUCAACGCCGUCCAGUAGACUGGAUCCCUGCAGCUCCCAGGUGAAAAUGGCAGUGAGAAGGGUUUUCUGCUCCUAUCUGAGUUUGCUUGUGAACUCCAAGAACGACAUGGCCCUGGUGCUAACCCUGGACGUCCCCAGUCGCUCUCUGGGCCGACAGGCGUUUACCGACAUCAAGCACGCUGCUCACGACAGCAACACCUCUCUCUUCUUGGCUGUGACAUCUUUCGUUAGGGCCAUCCAGCUCGGAGGGAAAGGCUACGCUCCAUCCGAGUCUGACCCACUGAGGAAACAUGUCAAAGGCUUGUCGGACUUUGUCCAGUUUCUAGACAACCUGGAGGAAAUACUCGGGGAGAUUCCUGACCCAAGUGCAUGUGGAGCCAGGCUGGUGGCGGCCAUCAGGGCGGCGCUGGUGAAGGGACGCAGCAGCGGAGAGGCGGCGUACGUCGCAGCUGAAGAGGCCACCAAGGAGCUGAAGGAAAGGAUUCACCAGCUCCACCAGAUACAGACACAGGUUGCACAUGGAAGUGGGACCAGGAUAAGUCCUGCCAGGCCAAAAGCUCAUGCGGUCAAUCACGCCACCGCGUACGGAGGUCGGGACACCGUCAAGGUGCUGAUGGCACUGCUGGACGAAGAAGCCGUGACCCCUCCGUGUCCCAACAAGGCAGACCUGCUGUCCGAGGACCAGCCUGUCCUCAGUGGAGCCGAUGGAACCUGCUUCCUCAUGAUGUUCAGAUCCCCCGAAGUGUCUACUGGAUGUUCUCCAGAACCCCUAAGGAACCGAGUCCAGAGCCGACUAGACCCUCUCAAACCCAAGGCCAGGGACAGAGUCAUCAGAUCCCAGUUUGCGUGCACCUACAAGGAUGAAGAACUGCCCCUCAACCGUGUGCUGGACUUCCCCAGCUCCAGCCAGCUUCCUACCUGUGUGCACCCAGCACCCAAAGCCAAAACCACCACAGCUGCCGGUGAGUCCAGCUCUGAUGGGGACGACACAACCACAGUCUUUGCAGCCACUCCUGCCACUGAGUGUCUGAGUGAGGCACAGCGGGGGGCUGCUCUCCAGCAAAGAAGCAGAAAUGCCCAAAACAGAGGUGCAGGCCCUGGUAAUAGAAAGAAAACUGGCAUUCAGAUGCAAAGCAAGGGGAACAAGAGGAAGCAGCUGGAAUCUGACCAACGUGGCGGAUCAGAGAACGAGCCUCCACAGAAGAAACAGCCGAGCCGUGCGUCAGUUAAAAUGCCUGGCAAAAACGUCUGCAAGGCCCCGAGUAAGAAGAAGCUAAUAGCUGGACAGGGAAAGCUAACCAGCUUCUUCAGAGUCUAAUCAUUAUAUCCACUAAUUAAUCACACAAUAUGGGCAUUCUAUCAAAUGUAGUUCAGGAAAAGCAGCCGUAGGUUGUUCAGCUGAUUUCCCCCAGUUGAUUUUUAAACAAAUUAUACAACCAACAUGUUUACUAGUGAGUUUCAGAAAUUUGGUAAGAGCCAAGCUGCUGUUUCUUUCUUCUUUUUUUCCUUGUGUAGUGGUAAGCUAAUCUUUUUGUGGCUUCAUGUAUACAGCAGUGUACACAGAUAGCAUCAAUUUUAUUAUUUAACUCUCAAACUAGAAAGUAAAUCAGUAUCCCAAAAUGGCAAAUUAUUCAUUUAAUUAAAAUGUCAAAAUGUAGACAAUGAAAAGCACAAAAUCUUGAGUGAUAACUGAUUCCUCGACCUUUAGCAGUGUGGAAAAUGUGGCUGCAAACUGAAUGCAUCAACUGGAAGUCUGUAUUUUGUAAUUGCACUUUAUCUCUAUUCAUCUUCAAGACAAGUGAUCACUAAACCCCGUGUAGAUACUUAAAUGUAUUUAAUCACUGGUUGUAAAUGUUGAACUUUUAUUUCAGUUGUGUUGAAGUCAGCUCUGUAAAUGUGAUGCAACUGUUCAUUUUUAAUAAACUUUUAUUUUGUCUUACA